AUGUUCAAUCACGUGAUUGGCCAUCCAACCUCUUCUUCUUCUUCGGAAGAACCAACCCGUAAUCACCAACAACACCACGCGUUGUUGAUGAUGAUGGAACAAGACACUUUCGGAUCAACAACAACAUUGCAUGAUGAUGUAUCACUUUGGGAUGAUCUCGAGAUUUUAGAUGAAUUCCCAAUCACCACCUCCUCUUCUGAUGAUCAGCAUGCUGCUCGUAAUGAUAUCAAUCAUCAACACCACUAUUCAACGAGUAGUAAGAAUUCUGAAAUUAGUACUACUACUACUACUACUACUACUACGAAUGGUGAUAUGCCACCAAUGAGUGGAAUGAUGAAGAAUCCACCACCGUCUUCCUCAAAAGUAGUAGUAUCAUCGAAUCAAUUGAGUACGACGUUGUCACCUCAAAACAAGUCAUCAUCAUCAUCUUCUCUCAUAAUGACAUUGAUAUCAUCAUCUCCACGACCAACACGACCACCACCACCACCACGACCACGACCACCACUCCUACCUCGUCCCACCGUUUUCUCUAAAAAUGUUAAAAUGGAUUCAACUACUAAGGGAGUAGAAGCAACAACAACAACAACCACCUCAGUACCGACCACCAAUACUACUUGUUCAUGGAAUAACCAAUACAAUAGCAACAAUAGUAGUUUCACUUUGACACCAAAGAAAUUCAUUCCUCCACCUUUCAAGAAUGUUCACAACAAACAACAAGCACCACCACAAACAAUGACGAUGAGGAGUAACAAUAUUCAAACUCCUCUUGCAACUCCUCAUACCUCAUCCAAUACAUCGACUACUACUAUUAUCACUACUACUACUACUCGUAAUCCUUGUUGUUGUAAUCCUCUGCCAAUCACUCAUCACACUAGGAUAAUCAUGAAGAAUGAUGAAAUCAAGGAAAGGAAUAAGAGUUUGAGCAGUAGUGGUAAUAAUGCAACUGCUAGUGAUAGUACUACGAUCACCACUACUAUCCCUAAUACUUCUCUCAACUGUCGCAACCCAACCACCACCAUCACCACUGGUGUCACAAGAACGUCUCUUUCUGCACUACUAGUACCAAACAAAUCUCCACCACCUCAGAAAUUUGUGAUACCUCCAAAAUAUGCACAAAUGUAUGGUACUACUAGUAGUAGUAGUAGUAGUAGUAGCAAUAGUAGUACUAGAAGUAUCAUCAUUAGUAGUAAUAGUAGUGGUACUAUGACCAUCACCUCUUUAUCCAAUAAGAGAAGUUUUAUGGAAAUGAAUAGUGAAAGCAAUGUUGUUAGUUGUGAUCCUGUAAAUAAUCGCAAUAGUAGUACAAGUAGUAGUAGUAAUAGUAGUAGUACAUUCAUCAGUCAUGCAAAACAUCAAUCACUACGACCAUCCUCCUCCUCCUUAUCAUUACCAUCAUCGUUACCAUCCUUAUCAUUGAACAAACACCAUGGAUCACAACAUUCCACUCCACAACAACAACAACAUCAGGUCAUUCCAUCCUUCCGUAUUGUUCCCUCAUUUGAUCAUCAUCUCCUUUCAUCAAAAAAACAAAAAAUUGAAAUGCAAUUCUCUGAAAUCAAUUCUUCCUUAGGAUUGAAAGUUAAAAUAAUAUCCACUCAAUCGGAUAAUCCAUUAUUGGAUGAAUUGAUACAAGAAUGGUCAAAACAAAAAGUCUAUUAUUUCUCAUUGAAAAGAGAUGAUUGUGUUACUUCAAAAAGAAUUUGUAAUAUCAGUGGAAUUGCAGUUGGAUGGCCAUCAAAAACUUCAUUAUGGAAAGAACAGAUUGGUGGUGCAGCAAGUGAAGUAAACAACACUUCAACAAGAUUCAUUUUGAAUGAAAUUAGCAAUGAAAAGAAUGACAAUACUCUUCAAUUCAUUGAUGAUGAAACUGAUUUCAAUACCAUUUCAGAUCAGAAUGUCUAUUUCAUUGAAUUUGAUUCUAAAAGUCCAACCACUCGAAAGAUCAAAAAGAAAAUUCAAGAAAUGAUCUUCUCCAAAUCAAAUAUCAUUGCAUGUAGUUUUAACAUCAAACAACAAUUAGGAUAUUUAUAUGGAGAUGGUUUAUUUGGAACAAGUAGUAGUAGAAAUGGGAAUUCCAUGAGUCAUCCGAGAACAUGUAGUAGGAAUUCAGAUUAUUUUUUUGAAUUCAACAAUUUGUGUUUUGAUCCACUCAUUAUGGAUUGGAUGUGUGAUACAAGUUUAGAACAUGAACCUAAAAGUACAAUUUCACACAUGUAUCAUGAUUUGUUUCAUGAAUGUACUUCUACUAGUAGUAGUACCAAUAUUAAUACUAAUACUACCACCAAUACUAAUACUACCACCAAUACUAAUACCACCACCAAUACUAAUACUACCACCAAUACUAAUACCACCACUAAUCCUGGGAGUUCAUGUAUGAUGAAUGAUCAACAAGAUAGUCAAUAUUCAAGUAAUGACUCUUACAUCUCCUCAAACUCUUCCUCAAAAAAGAAGAAGAAAAAACCUUCCUCUUCUUCUUGGAAUGACAACUCUUGUACCACUCUUGCCAAUCAUUCUUACAUGUCCUUUGCUUGUAUGAACAAAUUAUAUCCACACAUUUUGAAUCUCAAUUUAUUACAACCAUUCAUUAAGGAAAGUCAAUUAAUUCCAAUUAUAGCAUCAAUGGAAUAUAAUGGAGUAGGAUGUAAUGUCAAACAAAUUGAUGAAUUAUCUAAUUUAGUAACAAAAGAAAAGGAAUAUCUAACAAGAGAAUUACAAAAACUAUCAAGAAAGAAAUUGACACUCACUAACAAUAAUGACAUUUCACAUCUCUUGUAUGAUGUAUUGGAAAUGAAUCCUCCUUCUCUUACUUGUAAAAAAGGUGCAAAAUCUACAAAUAAGGAUUGUCUAAGAAAAUUAUCGAUUCAAUAUCCACAAUAUCGAUAUGUGAUUGAAUCGAUUCAAUUAUUUAGAAAAUUACAAAAUAUUUCAACUAAAUUUACCAAAGAUUACAAACAAAAAUAUGUCAUUUAUGAAUCAUCCAUUUCAAGACAUUUAAUUCAUUCAACACAGGAACAAAAUGCAACUUCGACAGGAAGAAUCUCAUCACGAGAUCCAAAUUUACAAGCACUUCCAAAACCAUUGAAUUAUUUUAGUCAAGAAUUAGGGAGACAAGUAACAAUUAAUACUCGAUCUGCAAUUACAACAACAAGUGAUGAUUGUUUAUUAAUUAGUGCUGAUUUUUCACAAAUUGAAGUGCGUCUUAUUACUCAUUUUAGUCAAGAUCCAACACUAUUGAAAAUAUUUUCACAGGAUGAUCAAAGAAAUGGAAUUGAUAUUUUUAAACAAAUGACAAGUGCAUUGUUUACAACAGACUAUGAUCAUGUUACAGAUGAACAACGAUCUCAAAUGAAAACAUUGACUUAUGGAAUUAUAUAUGGAAUGGGAGAUGACAAGUUAUCCAUUGAAUUGUUUGAUAGUACUCACAGAAUAGAAGAUGCGAAAAGAUACAGAAAUAGCUUUUUCCAAAGAUUUAAGGGAAUAGAAGCUUUAAGAGAAGAAAUUGAAGAAGAGGUUAUGAAAAAUGGUUAUGUCACGACCAUAACAGGAAGACGAAGACAUUUAUCAUCUAUUUGGUCCACUGACAUCAGCUUAAUUUCAAGAACCAAACGACAAAGUUUCAAUUCCAAGAUUCAAGGAUCUGCCGCAGAUAUUAUUAAAGAAGCGUUACUUUCUGUUUGGAAACGAAAAAGACAAGAAAAGGUUGAAAUGAGACUCUUGUUGCAAAUACAUGACGAAAUUUUGUUCGAAGUGAAGAAAGAUCAAUUAGAAAAAGCAAAGCAAAUCAUCAAGGAAUCAAUGGAGUCGUGUUUCAAAUUAUCAAUCCCUACUCCAGUGGUCAUCACGAGUGGCACUAAUUGGGGUGAUUUGCAUUAA
Molecule: messenger RNA, 3873 nt
Organism: Naegleria fowleri
Lineage: Eukaryota; Heterolobosea; Eutetramitea; Acrasida; Naegleriidae
Exons: 3
Coding region: 1-3873 (1290 amino acids)
Biological process (GO): DNA-templated DNA replication; double-strand break repair
Molecular function (GO): DNA-directed DNA polymerase activity; DNA binding
Source: RefSeq, a predicted model, not a curated record